UGUCCGUGACCCGCCGAGACCCCCGCCUACUGCGCUCUCCUCAGGGCGCUGAGGGGCGGCCCCGGGUCCCGCUCCCUCGCCUCGGGCCUCCGGCCAGCCCCGGUUCCUCGGUCCCCCGCCAGGCCCCUGCGCUGCAGGCCCCGCUCCCACAGCCGCCCCAGGACCCCCGACCCGGCGGUGGGACCCCCGCCCCGGGCUGAGGUUGUUGCAGCCCAGCGUAGCCCCAGCCGGGCCUGGCUGGGCCCCGGCUGCCCCCCAGGGUGGGUAUGUCACGGAAAGAGCGUGAGGGCCCUGAGCCAGAACAGGAGGCAGCAGUGGGCAGCAGCCCCUUCUUCACAGGGAUGGGCAGGGAUGAGCCCCCCAGCGAGGGCCCCGACAGGACGGAGGCGCUGCCUGGGGCCCCCCCGCCUGGCGCAGAAGCGGUGCUGGAUGGCCAGGCCUCCCGAUACUUCGCGUCGCUGGAUGCCAGCGUCGGGAGCCUGCAGCAGCGUGCACAGCAGUUGAUCGACAGGGUGAAUGACAGCCGCAAGGAGGACCACACCGUGAUGAGCGGCUUCAGGGAGAGCCUGCUGCUGAAGGUCUCAGGCCUGGCGGAGCAGCUGGAGGAGCGGCUCUUCCACCUCUACGACCUCAACAACGAGCUGAUCCAGGAGCGGCUGCAGGAGCUGGGGGAGGUGAUGGAGCGCGUGGGGCAGGCCGAGGCUGAGCUCCAGCAGGUCUGCCGCACCGUGGAGGCGGCCUACCAUGACCUCUGCCUGCAGCCUGAGACCUGAGCAGGGCCCCAAAUCCGCAGGGCCCCCUCCCCCCCCAAAAAAUCCACGGGAGCCCCCAUGGCAGCCCACCUGCCCCAAAGUGGGGCUGUGCCAGGACAGCUGCGAGUGGGAAAGGAGGAUUUUGGCCCAAAAGGGCUUUUCGGUUGCUGUUGGUGUUCAGGUUUAGCACAAAUUAAAAGAGAAAAAAAGAAAAAAACCUAAAUGUCAAACCCAGU
Messenger RNA from Phalacrocorax carbo (great cormorant), 988 nucleotides. NCBI's taxonomy places the organism in Eukaryota, Metazoa, Chordata, Aves, Suliformes, Phalacrocoracidae. The record is from RefSeq and is a predicted model, not a curated record.